Molecule: messenger RNA, 5178 nt
Organism: Otolemur garnettii (small-eared galago)
Lineage: Eukaryota; Metazoa; Chordata; Mammalia; Primates; Galagidae
Gene: SUSD6
Product: sushi domain containing 6
Exons: 6
Coding region: 299-1210 (303 amino acids)
Source: RefSeq, a predicted model, not a curated record
CGGGUUCCAUUCUCCGAGACCGGCGACCCCCUCGCCGACUCCCUCCCUCCCGCCUGCUUCUUCCUCCUGCAGCGCCCGCCAGCGCGAGGCAGACAAGGGCACACGGGGCCUCGCCUAGACCCGAAAGGGCUGCGGGCGAGCACAGGCGGCGGAGCGGAUACUGUGGCGUGGAAGCUAGGAGCGCCCCCCUCCCGGAGAUCUCUUCCUGCUCCCCGGGUGACUCUAUCCCUGGCUGACUUUAGGAUUCUUCUGGAUUUUUUAAUUUUUUCUUUAAACAAAAAACUUGGACGGAUAAAAGAUGUGCCAUGGCAGGAUAGCACCAAAGAGCACCUCAGUGUUUGCCGUGGCCUCUGUGAGACAUGGAGUGUUCCUUCCGCUGGUGAUCCUUAGCAGCCUGCUUGGAGACGGACUCGCCUCUGUAUGCCCUCUGCCACCAGAGCCAGAGAAUGGUGGCUACAUCUGCCACCCGCGGCCUUGCAGAGACCCCCUGACAGCAGGCAGCGUCAUCGAGUACCUGUGUGCUGAAGGCUACAUGUUGAAGGGCGAUUACAAAUACCUGACGUGUAAGAAUGGCGAGUGGAAACCAGCUAUGGAGAUUAGCUGCCAUCUCAACGAGGAGAAAGAUACCCACACAUCACUUGGAGUCUCCACGCUGUCUAUAGUGGCUUCCACUGCCAGCUCCGUGGCAUUAAUUCUCUUCCUCGUGGUGCUGUUUGUGUUACUGCAGCCAAAGCUGAAGUCCUUCCAUCACAGCAGGCGUGACCAGGGAGUAUCUGGGGACCAGGUCUCCAUCAUGGUAGACGGAGUCCAGGUCGCAUUACCAUCAUACGAGGAGGCAGUGUAUGGCAGUUCCGGUCAUUGCGUGCCACCUGCUGACCCCAGAGUGCAGAUUGUGUUGUCAGAGGGGUCUGGGCCCAGUGGGAGGAGUGUGCCAAGGGAACAGCAGCUGCAGGACCAGGGAGCCUGCUCCUCUGCAGGUGGAGAGGAUGAGGCCCCAGGCCAGUCUGGACUGUGUGACGCCUGGGGCUCUCGGGGCUUGGAGACUGUGAUGGUGCAUCAAGCAACCACUUCCUCCUGGGUGGCCGGCUCAGGGAGUAGCCAACUGGCACACAAGGACACUGCAGAUUCAGAGAACAGUGACAUUCAAAGCCUUUUAUCCCUCACAUCAGAGGAGUACACAGAUGAUAUCCCACUGUUGAAAGAAGCAUAAGGGCUGCGGCCGGCUCCUCCUCUCUAUGAAGGUCCUCUGCCCUUCUCCCUCUCUCUGUGGGUUUGAGCACCUUGUACUCUCCAGCCACCCUGCCUGGGUACCUGAGCUACCACCUGUGUGUCUGUGUAUUUCUGAGGGCCUGCAAGCCCACCUCGCUGGAAGCUCAAGGAAGAUUCUCGCCAUCUGCCUGCUGGACAGCUGGAGGAGCUGGCUCUGCGCCUGGCCCAGCCUUGCCAUCUGUCGGGGACAGAUUUGAAUGUGCUGGAUCGAGCCCUCCCUUUCCCUAAGCCUCUGGGUCCCCUCCAACCAGCUCUUUGGCGGCAGCCCUUGGCUCACGUGGGCUGAUGCUGCCAUGUUCACCGUGCCUUCCCCACCCUGCCCAGUGUUUUUUGUCAUGUAGGCUUGUUGUGUCCACAAGCCUUGUGGCUGCGCUGCCGCCCCCUGCCACACAGGGGCCAGGCCUGGGUCUGGCCUGUUAUUUCCUUUGAGGGCUGUCACUGCUGCCAUUUGCAAGAGCAGAUCCAAGAGUGAGAGCUCUUGAGUCAGGAAUUGGCUCUAAUAGGGACGAGAAUAUGUGUCCUGGACUGGCCCCAGGUUGACACUGGUGGCACAUUUCCUUGGCUGAGGAUGGAAGAUUUGGGAAAUUAUGCCAAAGCUGCCCUAACACCUGGCUGUCUGGCUCAGAGGUGCAGCCUCCUGGCACUGUUGAGUUGAGAGUUUCCCGGAAACAUGCAGAAGAUCCCGAGGGAGGAAAGGCAGGUGGCUGAUGAUGAUUGUCUUCCUAAUAUGCAAGUUCUCACUUCCUGCUUCCAGCAUCUUUUCUGUUUCCCUGGAGCCCAAGGGGAAGUUUCGUGAUGCCUCCUGGGAUGUAUCCCAGACAGAUCUGGCUUCUGUGCUGCUCACAGGAGCCCACGGCAGGAGAGUUGCUGUGAUGCCCUGGAGUGCCCAGCUAGUCACUGGCAGUCUGGGCAACUUGCCCCUAUCUGGGUUUGUGGUGACGGAGGAGAGGCCGAGAGGCACAGACUGAGUCCCCAGGCAGCUGCAGGCAGCUCCAGCCUGGUUCUGAGGAUCCUCCCUACCACGGUCACGUGCCUUAGUAACUAUACCCGGGAAGUGGCCUGCUGCUUGCUGUGCUGCUGCUUUUCAUACUUUUCUGUCCUUCUCUGCCACCACUCCGCAUGUCGCAGUUGACAGGAGACUCCUCUUCUUCCUUUGGCACCCAGGGACGAGGGCUGAGAAACAGUUCAUCUUCCCUCAUCUUACUGGCCUGAAGCAGGUGGAGGGGCAUAGAAGAGGAGCCCUGGCUACUCAGCCACAUGUGGGAUGCUGACAGUGUCAGGUGUACCAUCUCCGUCAGGGUACUGUCUUCCGAAGAUAGAUGUGGCAUUAAGGAAUGUUUGUUUUUGCUUUCUUUUUUCCCCUGAAGUACUGGGGCUGGGAAACUUCGAAACUGACUGUGUGCAUGUCUGCUCCUCCCCCAGCCUCUCUGCUCAGGCUGGUAACAAUAAUAAAAAGCCCUGUGUAUUUUCAGUUCCUGACCUAGCAGGGUUAGCUGCAGGCGUGGGUGGCCGGAAGCCUUCUCCCAGCCGCUGCCCUCCCCUCCUGCCUCCCCUCUCACACAAGCACUUUACCACUCAGUCGCCCCUGGCCUUCUGCCGCAUGUAGUCUUCCUUCCUUCCUCUCAGGGUAAGGGCAGUGCCUGCUGGGCCUGUUGGCCACCCCCUCCCCAGGAGCUCUCGUCCGCUGUGCCCAAAGCCUAGGCAAGCGUGGUUAGGUGGGAACAGGUUGGAGAAGGUGCUAGAACUAGAGGGGGGUAAGGCUUGUUACAGAGAGGGGUCCCUAGUGGGCCUAGCCACCUUGCCUCCUGGGCUCACCUUCACCCCUAGUGGUGCCCUUGUCUUCCUCAAGAAAACAGGGGCAGCUGGGGUGAGGGGGAAGAAUUGGAGACAUCACUGCUGAGCUUUCAGCUUUGAUUGUCCACUUUUCCAAAACCUGAAUUCUAUUCUAGAAUAUUUUUUAAAAUAGAAGACCUUAUCCUUUUCUACCUUGUUACUCUGGGCUUUUCCCGCCUAAGAGAUUGCACUUUUUGUUUGGGGUUUUUCAAAGCCUCCCAAAGCCUCCUUCCCCCUCACCCUCCACUGACACCACUCUGAGACAUGAGCCCGCCCAGACAUGCCCACUGGUAGGAGAGUAAAACAGCAGAACGGGGGUGGGGGGAGCUUUAGCUUCUCUUCCCUGGCUCCUGUCACUGGCUUUGAUGAGCCCCCCCACCCUGGAGGCUCCUGGGCCUGUAGGUGUGGGAGCUAAUUCUUGUGUUGCCGCCGGUCUCCUUUGACAGCUUCUUGCAGUUACUUCUCCCCUCCCAAAGCAAUUUCUUAACCAUCAGUUAUCAGCUGUUUCUAGGGCUUCUGGGCUUUGUCUCGGGUAGAGGGAUUAGAGACUCCACCGAUGAUGCCUUGAGGUGCGGCCUGGCUAGGAAACCAGGGCUGGUGUCGCAUGGCAAGCUGUUCGGAGGGGGGCUCCAGGAGGGGCCCGGAGAAGGUGGGGAGAAGCUGUGGCCACGGCCCUGCUUUCCUGGACUCACUUCUGCAGGGUGGAGGUCCAGUAGAGGCUUGUCUAGAAGCAAUGGUCAGGACCAAAGGACUUUUAAAAGGGUGGUGGUUUUUAUUUUAUUAUUUUGGGGGGUUUUUGCACAUUUGAGCUGACUCAAUGCAGGUUUUAUACCCUGGAGACUUGGGAGUCACAUUCUAGUGACUUUCAAGGGCCAGAAUAUGGUGAAAAUCACUUAAAAUUUCCGUCCCCUCCAUGCCUUAGUUUAGCAGCUUGGCUCUAUCUGUUGGCAUUUCUGUACUGUGUGCUGUGUUCCCAUUUCACUGGGUGUAACUGUGAAAUGGGCUGAGUCCUGGCCACUUCAUUUGGUUUUAUAAGGCAUUUCCAUGUCUAUUUGGUAAGCACUCCAUUCACAAAGAGAACUUGAACUCAUACUGUCUUCCACGUUUAUUGUGCCCUCCUCCUCCCACCCCCAGCUUUAAAGCUCUGUGGAGAAGCCAGAUGGUGAGAUAGACAAAGGUAUAUUUUUCCUGCUUCAUUGCUAGUGGCUUGGGGAUAGUAGCAUUCAGCCCUCUCCCUCCUAGUUCCAGAUGAACUCUCAAACCACUUGCUUUCCACAUGACAGUUUCGCCUCCAUUUCCAGGGAACGUCCUUACAUAGAGAAUGGAAUAUGCUGCGAACAUUUCUACAUCCUUAUUCUUCCCCCCUUCUCAGAAAGAAAAAAGGGCCUUGAAGGGAAGUGGCACCCAGGCUCCACAGCUUAAUUCCAGAUGUGCUUGCUAAGGACAGUGAUGCUGGGAUUAUCUUUCAUGGGCCCUGCCAGGUCUCCUUGCUUUCACCAUAGGGACAGCCAUAACAGGUACCCCAAGGAAGGGCAUGGAGAAUAUUCUGCUUGGCAGAUGUUUGAUCUGAAUGGUGCAGGCAUGGGUUUCCUGGAAAGGGGGAAAGGUGGCAGGCCCAGCUUUUGGGGGGAAGCAACUCUUAAUGUCCAGUUGAACACCUAGUAGAAUUUAAUCAAAACCCAAGAUUGAGCCCUCUGCCCAGCAGCAGAGGCUAGCUGGAGAGAACACAGGGGCAGAGCACUCAGAUUGCCAAGCAGGGAGGAGAGAUGGGUGCAGGUUGCGUGACACCCCCUGCACCCUGCCUGGCCUCUUCAGGUUUCUGCACCACUGUGGAACCCUUUGCAGAAUGGUACUCAUACAAUGGUUUAAACAACACAUGCAUAAUUGACUCUGUGCAGGAUGUCACUCAAUCAGUUUGGAUUUGCUUUAUUUUAUUUCAUAUAUAUAUUUUUUUGGUAUCCUGUACAUUGCAGUGGGUGUGAAGAUAGUAUUUUAAUAUUUGUACAAAGUUUAAUUUAAUUGUUCUAUGUAUAUAACUGCAUUUCUAAAUAAUAAUUAAAAAAUGUUCUUAUGAAG